Messenger RNA from Symbiodinium sp. CCMP2592, 1293 nucleotides. The record is from the annotation of a GenBank genome assembly. NCBI's taxonomy places the organism in Eukaryota, Dinophyceae, Suessiales, Symbiodiniaceae.
AUGGAUCCCAAGAUUGUGGACGCAGGCGCCUCACAGAAGCAGACUGGGCCCGGGGGCUCUGCAGCCGGACCGCCGCAUUGGCACAAGGGCUUGAAGCCCUCCGGUUGUGGGGAGAUUGAUCAGCCUCCCGACCGGAAACGCUGCAAGGCGGUGAAGCGCCACGCCUGCUACGGGCAUCACUCCUGGGAGGACAUUUCGACGCUUCAUGCGAUUGAUACGGAAGCUGACGCCGAGCGCUGUGAUCUGCCAGAUUUGGGCGCUUCGCUGGUGCCGGAUCCGCCGCCUGAAGGGCCCGUACUCGCCGACGACCGCGAAGAGCGCGAUCAGGACGAGCAGACGUACAUGAACUACCAAAUCGAAGCUCACGAAGCUGAGUUCUGGUUUCACCAAAAUGUGGCCGUCUACGUGUUAAACCUGCCAACUGCAGCUGACCGGUGGUCACGAAUCUCCAGGAAGCUGGAGGACCUUCACAUUAGUGCAGACCGCGUUCCGGGGAUCGACCUCUCCGAGCCAGGAGCCAUCCAGCAGGCGCAGGAGGAGGGCCUGGUGCCCCGCCUGUGGAACUUCUCCGCUGCAAAGCAGAACAUGGUAAGGCUUCUGAAGAACAGCAGCGAGACUACCGCGAGGAGGUACCUAGACAACUAUGGACGGGGGACAAUUGGGUGCGCAGCUGCUCAUCUGCGGGCCAUGUGGCAGGCAACGAGCAAUGCCCACCGCCUGGAGAAGCCGGUGGUCCUCAUCCUCGAAGAUGAUGUGACCUUGGAGGACGACUUCAUGCUGAAGCUGCGCCGUUUGCUGCGUCACGAGGCCCCAUGCGACUGGGAGGUGAUCUCCCUUCGGUCGCAAUGCCCCUAUGGCGUCUGCGUUUCCCCGCACCUCACCCGGGUGCAGCCAGACGCCAACGAGCCGGAGGAGAUGUGCAGGCACGGAGUGAACUAUGGCUUCUAUGCUAUGCUCUACCGUGUUGACUCGCUGAUCUCCAUCGCGAACAAGCUGCACCAGCGCAUUUGGGAUGAAACUAGGCCUGGAUGCUUGGCCAACGACGUGGCUUUGGCAUCGCUUGCGGAGGAGGUGGUCUACUAUGCCGUGCCCUCGUCGCAGGUGCCUGGCUUCGUGGGCCACGGGGAUGGCUUUGGCUCGGUCCGGGGCGAGCUCAACCGGAAAGGUGAGUCACCCUGGCUGGAUUUGGUCUUGCAGAACAAGCACGACCAAUCUGAUCCUGAGAAGUCACGGAAAGAAAUGCUGUUGAGCGCGUGGAAGGCUCCGUGUGGUCAUGAGGAUAGAACUUGCUGA